Saccharomyces mikatae IFO 1815 is the source of this 1671-nucleotide messenger RNA. RefSeq names its product Sng1p (gene SNG1). Bases 1 to 1671 code for a protein of 556 amino acids. Gene Ontology annotation, cellular component: membrane. The record is from RefSeq and is a predicted model, not a curated record. Lineage: Eukaryota; Fungi; Ascomycota; Saccharomycetes; Saccharomycetales; Saccharomycetaceae. The transcript has a single exon.
AUGAUUAUGACAAAAGCCGUUGGUGAUGAAGAAUCUCAAUAUGUUGAGGACUCUACUUUCGAAGCAGCCGCUGCAUUUAUGGGCGGCAGAGAUGGGGCAUCGUACAGUAAUCAACGGUUUGCUGAAAGUUCUGAUCAUUCUUCUAGCUCGGCAAGAUCACUGGAAGACUACCAACCCCCUGAGGAGAAGCUCUCAUCGCUGUCAUCCAGAGGUGAAGAAGGUCCUAAUGAGAAGGAGAAGAGCGGUAAUGGUGAUACUGACUUGGCAAGAAUACAAACUGGGCUUUUUUCUCCUAGAUUGCGAAGUCAUAGAAAGAAAAUAUUGUUGAAGUUUGUUGUCAACAACCUCUUUAUUGCAUGUGUGUGUAUCUCGCUCAUAUCAAUUUACUGGGGUGCCUGUUAUGGAACGGAUCGUUACUUCUUUAAGGUGAAUAACAUUGUUGUACUGCAGGAUGUGCCAUCUAAUAUUUCCGUACAGUCUAUCUCAGCCAUCAUACCCUCAUUGUUAGCGUCUGUGCCUGGAACAUGGCACGUCUAUAAUGCAACCUCAUUUAAUGAGAAAUUUGGCUCGAUAAACUCCAAUGAAAUUAAUGCAAAAUUAUUGGAUCUGAUUUACGAUGAGAAAUAUUGGUUAGGCUUGAACGUUAAACCAGAUGCUACAGACACCUUGUAUAAUUCUUUGAUUAGUCAAGAUGCAGACUCCCAGUUCAAUUCAUCAGAUUUUUUUGAGUCCGUGUUUGAAAGUGGUCGUGAUCCAUCAAGCGUUAGAUCAACCAUUUUACCACUAAUGCAACAGUUGGAAACCAGGUUUCAAAAAUACUAUGUAAAGGAAUAUCUUCCCUCAUUGAUGAGUAAUAUUACUUCCAAUGGUAAAGAUUUCAAGAUAAACCUAGAGAACUGGGCAAUUGCAGGUCAGUUGUUAUUUACCUAUAACGAUCAUCGUCCCUUUACUGAUCGCAUCCUGUUGGCCCCUUUGCAGGUUGGUUUGAUUUAUUGCAUACUAUUAACUGUUUUACAACUGUCACUAUAUGGAAAAUUGCAUGGGGAAAUGGCCAAAGUGUUGAAACCGAAAUAUAUACUAAUCUACAGGUUACUAGUUUCCUGGGCAACCUAUUUCCUUCUUUCCAUUGGAUUUUGUACCGUAUCUGCAAUUUUUAGAAUCGACUUCACCCCUGCAUUUGGUAAAGGAGGCUUUGUGGUAUAUUGGAUGUCUACAUGGCUGGUAAUGAUGGCUGUUGGGGGUACUAAUGAAAACGUACUGAGCUUAAUUAUAGCCUAUUGCCCUCCAUAUUUAAGCAUUUGGCUGAUGACAUGGAUCAUCUUAAAUAUCUCUGCUUCAUUUUAUCCGAUGGCUCUGAACAAUGAAUUUUACAGGUACGGCUAUAUAAUGCCAAUUCACAACGCCGUGGAUAUUUACAAAGUGAUCUUUUUGAACUUAACCAAAAGGAAAAUGGGAAGAAAUUACGGUAUCCUCGUGGCAUGGGUUGUUCUCAAUACAUCUUUGACACCAUUUUGUAUGAAGGCAGCCGGCAAAAAAAUGCAAAAGAAUGCUGCGCAAGCGGCAGAGGCUGCUGUGAGAGCGACUGCCCGUCAUGCUAGCCGCCCUUCAGAGCUCAAUAGUGAUAGUAAUAACAGCCCUUCUAGAGAUCAAGGGGUAAAGAGUAGUAACUGA